AUGAUUCAGUCCUCAUUUGUCUCAUUUUCUAACCAUUCAAAGCUUGAGGUCAUUUUAAGUGAUAAUAACGUAGUAGCGAUAGAAGAUGAAUCUCAAUCCUGGAUUCCAAAAUUCCAACCGAAGGUUUUUAGGUUGUCAAAUUGUGAUGGUGUUGAUACAAUACCCUAUUUCUUAUAUUACCAAAAUGACCUGAGAGUAAUUGAUCUCUCUCGCAACAACUUAUCAGGGAAGUUCCCCACCUGGUUGUUAGAGAACAAUACCAAAUUGGAAGCACUUCACCUUCAACAUAACUCUUUCACAAGGCCUUUUCGAUUGCUUUCUUAUCCUAGGCCUCUUACUUUGGAAUUAGAUGUUUCUAACAAUUGCAUAAAUGGUCAAAUUCCUAUAAAUUUAAAUGUGAUCUUUCCAAGCUUAGAGAGUUUGAACUUGUCCAAUAAUAUGUUUGAAGGUCAUAUUCCUCCCUCUUUUGGUGAUAGUAGGUCUUUAAAUGUCUUAGACUUAUCCAACAAUAACUUGUCUGGAGGAAUACCAGAACAUUUGGCCAUGGCUAACAACUUAUUUUUCCUCAAACUAUCAAACAAUUGCUUGCGUGGUCGAAUACCUGCCAAUUUCUUCAAUUUGUCCAGUGUGCAAUGGUUAUAUUUGGACAACAACUCCUUUAUUGGAAAGAUACCAGAUGGUUUGUCUAAUGCCUCCUGGUUGGAGGCUGUGAAUAUUAGAAAUAAUUAUUCGUCUGGCGUGCUUCCACAAUGGAUAGGGAAUAUGUCAUCGUUGAUGGAAAUAAGCUUAGCCAAAAAUCAGCUUCAAGGUCCCAUUCCAGUUGAGUUGUGCAAACUUGACAAGCUUCAAUUUUUAGAUCUUUCUGAAAAUAGCUUGUCAGGCUCUCUACCAGCUUGUUUUAACCCUCCAAACAUUACUCAUAAUAGUCUUUCUAGUUCUAUUCCUCGUUGCCUGGCAAACAUGACUUUUGGGUCAAACCAUGCCAAAUAUUUUGUUAAGCAGGGCGGUAUCCUCGAUUUGAUGUCAGGAAUUGAUUUUUCUUGCAACCAAUUAAUAGGUGAAAUACCACCACAAAUUGGGAACAUAAAUCAGCUCCACAUGUUAAAUCUAUCCCACAACAUUCUCACUGGAUCAAUUCCAGCAACAUUUUCCAACCUAAGAUAUAUUGAGAGUUUAGAUCUUUCCUAUAACCACUUGAACAGAAGUAUCCCCUCCAAAUUUACUGAGUUGAACUCCUUGGAGGUCUUCAGUGUAGCGCAUAACAACUUAUCUGGUAAAAUUCCAGAUUUCAAAGCUCAGUUUGCUACAUUUGACGAGAGCAGUUACAAGGGAAAUCCUUACCUUUGUGGACCUCCAUCACAUAACAAUUGCACCGAUAUCCAAGAACCAUUGUCAAUUCAAAAGGAUUCAAAGGAUGAGCAAAAUGGUGGUGGUUUCAUUGACAUGGAUGUUUUUCAUGUGAGUUAUUUUGUGUCUUAUAUAAUGGUGUUGUUAGGAACAUUAGCAGUUCUUUAUGUGAACCCUGACUGGGAAAGGGCAUGGCUUCAUUUCAUUGCAGUAUGGAUGACCUCUUGUUACUAUUUUGUUAUCGAUAGUUUUCGUAAGCUGCUUAAUGUGUAA
Messenger RNA from Ilex paraguariensis (yerba mate), 1620 nucleotides. Lineage: Eukaryota; Viridiplantae; Streptophyta; Magnoliopsida; Aquifoliales; Aquifoliaceae. The record is from the annotation of a GenBank genome assembly.